Molecule: messenger RNA, 2693 nt
Organism: Lagenorhynchus albirostris (white-beaked dolphin)
Lineage: Eukaryota; Metazoa; Chordata; Mammalia; Artiodactyla; Delphinidae
Gene: MTERF1
Product: mitochondrial transcription termination factor 1
Exons: 3
Coding region: 316-1473 (385 amino acids)
Biological process (GO): regulation of DNA-templated transcription; termination of mitochondrial transcription
Cellular component (GO): mitochondrial matrix
Molecular function (GO): double-stranded DNA binding
Source: RefSeq, a predicted model, not a curated record
CUCUGUUUUUCUCCAGACCCCAGAAGGGAAAGUAAAGGAAACAGCUAUUUUUCAGCUUUUCUGGAGGAAUGCAAAGUUCUCUUUCCUUAAGACAAAUGAGGUGAGAAGUUCAUUGCUGUAAAUAUCUCCAAACUUAGCUCGUUUUGUCAAAAGAAGACUAACUGGAAUGUAGAAGCCUGGAACCAGUGAUUACCCAUUUCCAUUAAAAGCCCCUUUGUCCGGGGAAUUGUGGAGCAUAGGGGCUCAUAAAUCUUCCUUUAUUCCUUAGACCUCACAAGUUACAGCAUUCCAAAAGGUUUGGGCUACCUGACCAUUAUGGCACCAAGAAACCUCUUGUAUAUGAGAAGUAACUUUCUUUUUGGUUCAAGAUGUUGGAUGAUCCGAUUUUCAGCAGAAAUCCUCUUUAAAUCAGUUUCAUUUAGGCUUUUCAGUAUGAAAUGUGAUAAUGCAGACAGUGAACCUUUGGAAAAUGAAGAACUGCUGAAUAACUUACUUACUAUGGGAGUAGAUGUUGACAUGGCAAAGAAACGACAGCCUGGAGUUUUUAAUAGGAGAGGUACUAAUGAGCAGAACCUGAAGACAUUCCUUCUGUCUAAAGGAGCUAGCAAAGAAGUGAUUGCUAGCAUCAUAUCAAGAUAUCCACGAGCCAUGACACGCACACCUGAAAGUCUUUCAUAUCGGUGGGAUCUGUGGAGAAGAAUUGUGACAUCAGACCUUGAAAUUGUAGCUAUUUUGGAACGUUCUCCUGAAUCCUUUUUUCGGUCCAGUAACAACCUAAACUUAGAGAAAAAUAUAGAGUUCCUCUACUCAGUUGGAUUGACCCAUAAAUGCCUUUGUCGAUUGUUGACCAGUGCCCCACGUACCUUCUCCAAUAGUCUCGAGCUGAAUAAACAGAUGGUUGAAUUUUUGCGAGAAGUCUGUUUGUCUUUGGGUCACAAUGAUCCCACAGGUUUUGUCAGGAAGAUAAUUUUUAAAAACCCUUUCAUCUUAAUUCAGAGCACCAAACGGGUAAAAACUAAUAUUGAAUUUUUACAGUCAGCUUUCAACUUGAACAAUGAACAGCUGCUUGCUUUGAUACAUGGUCCAGGAGCUAAAAUCCUAGACCUUUCCAAUGAUUGUAUGAGAAGAAACUACACAAAUAUCAAAGAAAGACUGCUUUCUCUUGGGUGUACUACAGAAGAGAUACGGAAGUUUGUUUUAAGCUGUCCAGAUGUGAUCUUCUUGGGAGAGAAAAAGUUUAGUGAUAAAAUAGACUGCCUCAUAGAAGAAAAAAUUAGCAUUUCACAAAUAAUUGAAAAUCCUCGGAUUUUGGACUCAAGCAUAAGCACUUUAAAAAGUCGAAUCAAAGAAUUGGUAAAUGCUGGCUAUAACUUGAGUACGUCAAACAUCAGUCUUCUGUCUUGGAGUCAAAAUAGAUAUAACGCUAAAUUGAAAAAGUUAAACACUAGACAGAAUGUUGUUCUGGGGAAUUAAGCAGAAGUCAGUCUUAUAAUGUAGUGACAUAAUUUCAUUUUGAAUUUGGACCUUUCAAAAAGGAGGUUUGUUUUCUUAACCACAUAUACAUAUAUAAUGUUUCUUUGGAUAUUUUAGUUUAAAGCUUCAUAAAAACUAAUGGUCAUUAUGCCCUGGUAUAGUCUUCCCAGCUACCUUUUCUGUAGUUUGAAUUAGUACAACACCCAAUUUUAUGAUAUAGGCUGUGGCUUUUGUAUGAAUGGUAGUUGCUGAGUGCUAUGGCAGAACAAUGUGUAAAAAGAAAGUACAAAAUAAACUUUUUUGGUUUCUGUUCAGAUUUGAAAAUCGACAGAUUCAUUUAGAUAGUUCUAUUUCCUAUCAUGGUUUUGAAUGGCAACCUAUUUCUCCUAUUAUUCCACGUAUCUAAUUAUGGUUCAUCUUCAAAAUAGAAUGUCAGUAAGAAUAUGACAACAAAAAGGAGGAAUUUUUCAUCCCAAAUUCUACGUACUCUAUUUAAACCAUUAGUAUGCCCCACCACUCCUCCAGUUUAGGCUCAAUUUACUAUGGGUAUAUCCUGAUUUCUUUGAAGAUAAGGGCAACUGUGAUAGGCAGAAUAAUGGUUACCCAAAGAUAACAAUGUCUUAAUUCCCAGAACCUGUGGAUAUGUUUCGUUACAUUAUAAAAGGACUUUGCAGAUGUGAUUAAGUUAAGGACCUUAAUUUGAGGUCCUGAGUUGGGGAGGUUAUCCCGGAUUAUCUGGGUGGGCCCAGUAUAAUCAUAAGGGUCCUUAAAAGUGGAAGAGGGAGGUAAAAGAAGAGGUCAGAGUGAUGCAAUGUAAGAAGGACUUGACCCACUUUUACUGGCUUUGAAGGAGGAAGGGGACAUGAACCAAGGAAUGCAGGUAGCCUCUAGAAAAUGGAAAAGGCAAGGAAGCAUUCCUCACUAGCACCUCAGAAAGGAACGCAGCCGUGCUGAGACCUUGAAUUUAGCCCAGUGAGACCCAUGUCAGACUUCAGACCUACAGAACCAAAAGAUAAUAAACUGGUGUUGUUCUAAGCCACUGAGUUUGUGAUAAUUUGUUACAGCAGCAAACAGACUAAUAUAACAACUAAAUGGAUGAUUAGUUGCAUUUUAGGUGAAGAAGUGUACCUUUAGUAUAGUAUCUGUAUUUCUUCCUCUUAUACUUUUUUUAUCCACCUAUCUUUCUGGAAUGGCUAAUAAGUUAGUGUUUGUAGUUUCCU